AUGAUCUCCGACGCCUCCCUCUACUCCCUCGCCGUCUUCCUCGGCGCGGCCGCCAUGCUCCUCAUCGUCCUCUACCACUACCUCGAAAUCAACAGCGACGAGCACUCCGCGAAAAACUCCCCAGGAAAUCCUGGCUCCAUCAAGGAUUCCGUGCCGGCGGAUAAGAUCAAGGCGCAGGUUGUGCAGUAG
Messenger RNA from Fulvia fulva, 189 nucleotides. RefSeq lists its product as uncharacterized. The record is from RefSeq and is a predicted model, not a curated record. Gene Ontology annotation, cellular component: oligosaccharyltransferase complex. The coding region runs from base 1 to 189 and encodes 62 amino acids. The transcript has a single exon. NCBI's taxonomy places the organism in Eukaryota, Fungi, Ascomycota, Dothideomycetes, Mycosphaerellales, Mycosphaerellaceae.